GAAGAAGAAGGAGGUAAUGAGGGGCCAGCGCUUUGGGCUGCGCGUAGACCAGCUGACCGGCAAGAAAUCACUCAUUGAUGAACCUAGAGUGGGUGGGCCAAAGGUCUAUCUGAUAUAAAAUGCUCAGUCCUCUCGGCGCUUCUUCUUUUCGAUACUCCAUUCUUCAUCUUCGUCUUUUGUGUCUUCAGUGUUCUACGCGGUGCUGGUGUUCCCUGUGUAUCCAUUCUUUCGCCAUUUGAUUCAUUCUUUCCAAGUCUCAUUCUAUCUAUCUUUACUGCUGGCCAGUAUUUACCUACCACUCUUUCAUCAUGCAUUUCUCCACCUUCACUCAAGCCCUGACUAUUGGGCUUCUCGCUGCCUCGUCCUUUGUUGUGGCUCAGGACACCGGUGCUCUGGACGUUGCCAAGCGCUUCGUCGGUGGUUCCGCCAACGCUGCCUCUGCCUUUGUAGCCUCCGUCCGCGCUCUCGAAUCUCGCGAGCCACAUCACAAAGAAAAGGGCGCAAAGAGUGGCAAGACAGCCAUCGCUGGAGCCGCAGCAAAUGGCACCGCAACCACGGCUGCUGCAAGCUGUGUUAGAGCUCCCCACCACAAGGGAAAAGCUUGUGCUCGCGACGUCGAGAUUGAAGCCCGUUCUCCGCAUCACAAAGAAAAGGGUGCUGCCAAAGGCGGAAACGCUGCCACCGCCAGUGCUGCUACGAACGGAACCGCCACCACUGCUACCACCGGGAAGACGAACUGUGUUAGAGAUCCACAUCACAAAGGAAAGGCUUGUGCUCGUGACGUUGAGGAGAUGGAGGCCAGAGAUCCUUCACCGCAUCACAAAGGAAACGCUGCGCCAGCUGCAUCAGCUGCCCCUGCGACGGCCAGCACGGUGACGACUGCAAAGACGAACUGUGUUAGAGAUCCACAUCACAAAGGAAAAGCUUGUGCUCGUGACGUCGAAGAAAUGGAAGCCAGAGAUCCCUCGCCGCAUCAUAAGGGCGCAAAUGCUGCACCAGCAGCCUCCGCCGCCCCUGCGACAGCCAGUGCUGUUGCCACUACGAAGACAAAGUGUGCAAGAGACCCGCAUCACAAAGGUGCGAAAGCCUGUGCUCGUGAUUUCGACGAGAUGGAGGCCAGAGAACCAGCACCACAUCACAAAGGAAACGCUGCCCUAGCUGCAUCAGCUGCACCAGCAACCGCGAGCACUGCUGCUACUACGAAAACUAAGUGUGUUAGAGAUCCACAUCACAAAGGUGGCGCUGCAAAGGCUUGUGCUUAGAUUGGGAUUGGGGAAUGAGG
Mytilinidion resinicola is the source of this 1282-nucleotide messenger RNA. RefSeq lists its product as uncharacterized. NCBI's taxonomy places the organism in Eukaryota, Fungi, Ascomycota, Dothideomycetes, Mytilinidiales, Mytilinidiaceae. Bases 309 to 1262 code for a protein of 317 amino acids. The record is from RefSeq and is a predicted model, not a curated record. The transcript has 2 exons.